AUGACGGACCAGGAAACUCCGGACUCUUUGAAGCAUGAAGACUAUUUCAAUGUAAGAAAACUUGUGACUGUGAAAGAUCUAUUUUUAGUAAACGCCCAUUUAGGUCACAAUAAAGGAUGUCGUGAUGUGUACAUGUCACCGUACUUGUUUGGCACCAGGGGUGACAUGGAUAUUUUUGACUUAGAGCAGACAGCUCCACUCUUUCAAGAUGCUUUGAAUUUCGUAGCCCAUAUUGCUUACAGAGGUGGAGUCAUUCUGUUCAUCAGUAGAAACAAGGCUAUGCUGCCAUAUAUAGAGAGCACUGCAAAAUCUUGCGGGGAGUACGCUCACUGUCGAUUCUGGCAACCAGGGCUGUUUACUGAUAUGCCGAGGGCUUUUGAACAAAGGAUACGUCUACCGGAUGUUUGUAUCUUUGUUAAUACUUUAAACAGUGUGUUUGAAAGUCACAGAGGUGUAAUUGAGUGUGCGAAGAUGUUGAUCCCUACGAUAGGAAUUGUUGACUCUAAUUGUGAUCCGAGGUUAAUUUCAUACCCAAUACCAGCUAACGAUGACUCGUACAAAGCUUGCAGAUUAUACCUUAGACUGUUUAAGGAAGCUAUAUUAGCAGGAAAAAAGAAAAGAGCAGAAGAAAGUAAGCAAAUAUUUGAGGAAGUCAAAGAAGAUGUGAUUGAAGAGGUGGAUGAAGAUAUAAAUGAAGAUGAUGACUUACCAAGUAUAUAAUGAUGAUGAUGCCUGUUCUUACAUAUUGUCACCUUAGUGCAGUAACAGGUUAACUCCUUAUAUAAUGUAAUAGGAGUUAACCUGUUACUGCACUCAGGUGACGAAAAUGUUCUUUUAAAAUUGCAAACAAUGUUGUUUUUUCUUAAAGAAGAAUUAAAGUUUACUACCAUACUGUA
Ruditapes philippinarum (Manila clam) is the source of this 896-nucleotide messenger RNA. RefSeq names its product small ribosomal subunit protein uS2m-like. Gene Ontology annotation, biological process: translation. Bases 1 to 720 code for a protein of 239 amino acids. NCBI's taxonomy places the organism in Eukaryota, Metazoa, Mollusca, Bivalvia, Venerida, Veneridae. The record is from RefSeq and is a predicted model, not a curated record. Gene Ontology annotation, molecular function: structural constituent of ribosome. Gene Ontology annotation, cellular component: ribosome; mitochondrial small ribosomal subunit. The transcript has 2 exons.